Molecule: messenger RNA, 4810 nt
Organism: Manis pentadactyla (Chinese pangolin)
Lineage: Eukaryota; Metazoa; Chordata; Mammalia; Pholidota; Manidae
Gene: HOMEZ
Product: homeobox and leucine zipper encoding
Exons: 2
Coding region: 319-1953 (544 amino acids)
Biological process (GO): regulation of transcription by RNA polymerase II
Cellular component (GO): nucleus
Molecular function (GO): DNA binding; DNA-binding transcription factor activity, RNA polymerase II-specific
Source: RefSeq, a predicted model, not a curated record
CCGGCUGAGGCGCUCACAGCCAAUAGCGGACUUAAGCCGAGACCCCGCAGCCAAUGGUCGGCCCAGUGCGUUCCGCAGGUGCCCGCCUGCCCGUGUCCACCAAUAGAGACUUGGGACACCUUGGCACCGCCUCUGGGUCCCGCCCCGCCUCCAACUCACUGGAGCAGGGCUGGGCUGGACGGGCGCGCUCUCGGGGGCACGGGGGCAGUCCUGGUCCCGGCUCUCCGCGCGGGUGGGCUCGGAGCAGGCCGCAGCGGGCGGGAACCCCACUCCCAUCCCGGAGGCUCCCUGCCCUUUCUCCCCUUUUCCCUUUGGCCCAUGGUGCGAGGCUGGGAGCCGCCGCCCGGGCCGGACCGCGCUAUCUCUGAAGGGCACAAAUCAGAAAGCAACAUGCCUCCUAAUAAAGAAGCCAGCAGUCUUAAUAGCUCCCCAGUGGGCCUCAUCUGCCUCCCUCCUAUCUCUGAGGAGCUACAGCUUGUGUGGACCCAAGCAGCCCAGACCAGUGAGCUGGAUGGCAAUGAACACUUGCUCCAAACCUUCAGCUACUUUCCCUAUCCCAGUCUAGCAGACAUUGCCCUUCUCUGCUUACGCUAUGGGCUGCAGAUGGAGAAAGUCAAGACUUGGUUCAUGGCCCAGCGCCUCCGCUGUGGCAUUAGCUGGUCAUCUGAAGAAAUAGAAGAGACUCGAGCCCGAGUGGUCUACCAUCGGGACCAACUCCAUUUCAAAUCCCUUCUCUCUUUUGCCCAUCAUGCUGGGCGGCCCCCAGAGGAGGUGCCGCCUUCUCCAAUGUCACCUCCAGAACCAGUUGGUCUUGGAAUAGUGCCCCUGACCCUCAGUGAGUCCACUCACAUGAAAGGAUUGAAGGUAGAGCCUGAGGAGUCCUCAGAGCCACUGAGUCACCAGAAAGCAAAGGACUCCCUGAUGGCAUCUGGCAGUGGGGCACUCCCCAACCAAUCAGGUUCUUGGCAGGAUCUGCAAAGCAGUAACCGUCCUAAGGAGCAGGCAGGCAAGGGUCCUGACCAGUCACGUGGCCUAGGUACUACUUCCUGGAACCACUCCACAACUGUCGUCCAGCCACGUACCCAGGAUAAGCCCUCACCGAUAUCAUUACUUGCCAGUAGUUGUAAGCAGGAGUCAGCAUCUAAUGUGACUCCUCCUUCUCCCUCUACCUCUUCUUCCACUUUCCAGGUACUGGCUAAUGGAGCUACCACCACCUCUAAACCCCACCAGCCACUAGGCUGUGUUCCACAGCCACUGUCACCCAAUGAACAGGCACCACCCCCACAGCUGGAGCCGGUAUGGCACCAGAGGCUAAGGCAUAACUCAGUAGCAGGUAGGGUUGGCUCUGCAGAGUACCUUUCCCCAGAUAUGCAACGCCAGCGGAAGACAAAGCGUAAAACCAAAGAGCAGCUGGCUAUCCUCAAAUCCUUUUUUUUACAGUGCCAAUGGGCACGGCGUGAGGAUUACCAUAAAUUAGAACAGAUCACUGGUUUACCUCGGCCUGAGAUUAUUCAGUGGUUUGGUGACACACGCUAUGCCUUGAAGCAUGGGCAACUAAAAUGGUUUCGGGACAAUGCAGUACCUGGUGCCCCUAGUUUCCAGGACCCAGCAAUUCCCACACCACCGCCUUCAACCCGCUCCUUGAAUGAAUGGGCUGAGACACCACCUCUGCCGGUCCCCCCACCCCCACCAGAUGUACGGCCCCUCGAAAGGUACUGGGCCACCCACCAACAGCUUCGGGAAAGUGAUAUUCCUCAGCUGAGUCAGGCGUCAAGGCUUAGCACCCAGCAGGUACUGGAUUGGUUUGACUCUCGAUUACCUGAGCCAGCUGAGGUGGUAGUUUGUCUAGAUGAAGAAGAGGAAGAGGAGGAGGAAGAACUGCCAGAAGAUGAGGAUGAAGAGGAGGAGGAGGAAGAGGAUGAUGACGAUGAUGAUGUGAUCAUACAGGACUGAGUGGGGGGCUAAGGGAGGAGAGGCUUUUUACUAAAAGAUGAACCAACUUAGUAACUGUUAAAACAAAGAAACCACAUUUUUAAAAUUACUUUGUGGCAAAGAACUGAAAAGCUUUGUGUUCUUGAGGUGGGGGAACAGGGUUGCAGUGAGGGUGGAUCAGGGAAGAUGACCGUAGGGCAUAAAGUGAGGUGGGGAUUGGAUGGGUAGAACUGUAGGCCUCAAGUCUCAAAGAAGAGAGUACUAAGGAUCUGGUCCAAACUGUAGGCUGGGAAAAGUUUCUUGCCCUCCUCAUAGCUGCUGUUCUUUUCCCUUAGUGUGCUACAGAGAGGCCAGACCUUGGCCCCACAUCUAUUGGAGGUUUGGAAAGGAGGAGUAAAGAAUUUUGAUUCAGUUGAUGAUUCCAGUGAAUCCCCCAAUCCCACCAUUAUCCCUGGCCUAUAAGGCUGCCUUACACCACUUUUCUCUCUGAGCGCAAGUCUGAAUAAUGCAGCUAAGAAUCUCAAUGAUAUGUCCCAGUCUGAUAACAAGUACUUCCUCUUCCUCAUAUCAACCUGACUUCAUAUGUUUUAGCUGCUUCAUUAUGGAGUCACACAGGUAGCAAAAUGUCUUCAUUUCUGAUACUGGGACCACUUAGCCUUGUAUCCUUUUUAUCUUUUUCUGAAAUCCCAUUUUGUUCACUAUUUGUCUCAGGGUAAAUCUUCCCCACAGAACUGGUGAAAAGGUUCAGUAAUCAGGUGGAGAAUAAUUUAGACUGGAUAUUUAUUGGAGGUGGGAAUUAGGGGAAAUGUCCUUUAAAAAAAAAGUAGAAUUAGGUUACAAAGGGAUAGAGGAGAGGGGAUGGUUUCUAAGUUCUGAAGGAUGGUGUGGGUAGGUUCCAGGUUUGGUUUUACAAACCUGACACUCCUGCCUAGCUUGACAGACUGAUUUCUCAUCUUUUGGGUGUUGGUUUAAUCUGUGUCCAGAAUAGAGACUUUUCCCUCUCUUUAUAGGGCCUGUGUUGUGGGCAGAGCAACCAUGGUCUUGAAUUAAUUACUGGUGUUUUAGAAUGGUUUUCAUCAGUUGGGGUCAAAUAUAAAGAUAUCAAUGGGUUAAUCAUCAAGAAUUAAGAGUGGAAGCCCCAAAUUGCUAGAAUAAUAGUAAAAAGCCAAAAAUAAAAUUGUUUCCCUCUCCUCCACUUUGCCAUUUCUAUGGUUUAGAGACUAAUGGAGUCCAAACCAUUAACAUUCUGAUUAGUGUACUUUUCUUUUUCAAGCAGCAGGAUAUAUCGAGGUAAAUUAAAAGAACAAAAACUUUAAAAGGCAGUUGAUUGGUAUCUAUUAAUGGGUAGAUUGUUUCCUGCACCUGCUAUAGCACAGGCUCUUGCCCAGAAGAGGAAGUGCCCAGAAAUGCAUUUAAAAAGAAAUUCAAGGGUUCCAGAAAUCAAGUGGGAUCCUAGUUCAGCUUCAAGGUCAUUCUCAAGACUUAGUUUAUUUCUGGCAGGUGCUUGCUGUCUUUAAACUUCAAAUAUUUUUUGCUAAAGGCCUAUCUGUUAGUGGGUCAUCCAUUUAAUUCCUAAUUUCUACCCCUUAGUACCUAAAGAAGAAUAAAUGUUUGAUCUCAGUGGUAGUUUUUGCCCAUUCCACCAUUUUGGAACUUGUAAUAUAAUACCAAGAGAGUUGCAAUAGCAAAAGGGCAUCCUCUUUAUUAUCUAUGCGUUUGAGUAAGCUGAAAGUCUGUCUCCAAUUCUUCCCAGACAGAAAGGAAAAUAACAUUUAAUAACUAGCUAUAGAGGAAACAAUAGGCAAGUAGAAAAAGUAUAAUAUAUUAGGACAAGGAACAGAGUUGUUGCUUGUUAACACUGGUAAUGGGAGAAUAUAUCCAAAGCUAAAAGAAUUAAAUCCACAAAGUAUAAUUAAUACUACCUGCCACACCCAGUAAUGCCAAGAAUUGUUUUUACAACCUUUGUUUCAAGUUGUAGGAAAUGAAGGAGUUAACAUAUGUCUUGUGGGAGAGAAACAUCUUCUUGAAGCACUAGCCUUACAGAAGACCAGACCACUUUCCUAGGAAGUAAUACAGGGUGUGUAUGGUAAAGAUGGGGAGAGAGAGGGUACAGAGCAAAACCAGGGAACAAGGCAGGAGUACAUUUUCCAAGGUCAUCAAACCUAAUGGCAUUGGCUGCUACAGUCCAUCCUUUAGCAAUAUGUAUAGAUCAGACCUUGAAGAUGGUUUAUCUGAAAGUAGUCCAUGCUUCUCUCCCUCUGGUUAAUUCCAUCUGCCUCUGUUGGUAGAGAGUCUGCAGCAGAGGACCAGAAGGCAGAUAUGGGUGUUUAUAACAAAAAGGACAAGUAAGGCCCUCUAAAGCUAUUGUAUAAAGCUUCAGCACAGUAAACCACUGCUGUUGUUUUUCCAUAGUUCUCUCCAUUGCAUGAUAAGUAGCUUUUCCAAACUUAGAUUUUGAUACAUCUAGUGUGACAAAGGCUUUGGUGCUACUUAUGAAACUCUUGAGAACAUUUUCAUGGUUUAUGGUUAUAUAUAAAGCAGAAUAUUUGAAAAUUCAAACUAUUUUGGAAGAACUAACAUGAUUGCCAUGCCCAGAGAUGAUUAUGAGGGAGGCAAAAUUUUUACACCUCUGGGGAGGUGGGCCUUUUUUCGGUAACUUUUUAACUUAUUAUGGAAAUUAAAAAUACAAGACUGGAGUAGUGUAAUGAACUCACAUGUACCCACCACCAAGUUCAGCAAGUAACUCAUGGCCAAUUUUCUUUCAUUUCUAUUUUCUCCCUGCUCCUCCCCACUAGAUUAUACUAAAGCAAAACCCAGAAAAUCACUUAACUUCCUAUCCAUAAAUGUUUUGUAUGUAUCUCCAGAAGAGAUUAUUUUU